Prosopis cineraria is the source of this 716-nucleotide messenger RNA. Its product is annotated as 60S ribosomal protein L23-like. NCBI's taxonomy places the organism in Eukaryota, Viridiplantae, Streptophyta, Magnoliopsida, Fabales, Fabaceae. Gene Ontology annotation, cellular component: cytosolic large ribosomal subunit; ribosome. Bases 115 to 537 code for a protein of 140 amino acids. Gene Ontology annotation, biological process: translation. The record is from RefSeq and is a predicted model, not a curated record. The transcript is spliced from 4 exons. Gene Ontology annotation, molecular function: large ribosomal subunit rRNA binding; structural constituent of ribosome.
CGCCGGCCCAUUUAAUUAACCCUAAACCCUUAUAUACGAGUUAUGAGCAGCCGAAGAGUCGCCAUUUUCUCUUUGCCGAGAGGACAGCGGGAGGGGAGAGAGCAGUGAUCAGCAAUGUCGAAGAGAGGUCGCGGUGGUUCGGCCGGAAACAAGUUCCGGAUGUCACUGGGUCUACCGGUGGCGGCGACAGUGAACUGCGCCGAUAACACUGGAGCUAAGAAUCUGUACAUCAUUUCGGUGAAGGGGAUCAAGGGUCGUCUUAACCGUUUGCCGUCUGCUUGCGUCGGGGACAUGGUCAUGGCCACCGUGAAGAAAGGGAAGCCUGAUCUCCGGAAGAAGGUCUUGCCCGCCGUGAUCGUACGCCAGCGCAAGCCAUGGCGCAGAAAGGACGGUGUUUACAUGUACUUUGAAGAUAAUGCCGGUGUGAUUGUUAAUCCCAAGGGUGAGAUGAAAGGCUCCGCGAUUACUGGUCCAAUUGGUAAGGAGUGUGCUGAUCUCUGGCCAAGGAUUGCAAGUGCUGCCAAUGCAAUUGUUUGAGUUAUGGAAUUGAAGUAACAUGACGGCAUGUAUUUUCUUGUAGAAUUUUCAAGUUACUUGCGAGGUUUUGUUUACUUUUAAUUAUACGGUAGUAAUUUAGUUUAUUUUGUUUCGUGGCUAUCUUUUUAAAUAUCGUGUUCCUAUGAAAUCAAUUGGCAGCUGUGGAGUUGUUUCUGUUC